AUGGCACACCAGCUCCUCUCGGGCGGCCAGGGGGCCCGGCCACAGCAGGAAUGUGACUACUUGCAAAUGAUGGAGGAGCAGCAGAAGCAGUGUCUGGAAGAGGCCCAGCUGGAGAACGAGACCACAGGCUGUGGCAAGAUGUGGGACAAUCUGACCUGCUGGCCCGCCACCCCUCGGGGUCAGUCGGUGGUUUUGGCCUGCCCCCUUAUCUUCAAACUCUUCUCCCCGAUUCAAGCGCCACUGCGGGCUCGGGCUGUGCCUGUGGUGCUGGGGAUUCGAACCCAGGGCUUCAGCCCUGCUGGGCGAGCCCUCUGCCCCUGGCAGCAACAAACCAUGUUCUACCACUCGGUGAAGACCGGCUACACCAUCGGCUACAGCCUGUCCCUGGCGACCCUCCUGGUGGCCAUGACCAUCCUGACCCUGUUCAGAAAACUGCACUGCACCCGGAAUUACAUCCACAUGCACCUCUUCCUGUCCUUCAUCCUGAGAGCGGCCGCCGUCUUCAUCAAAGAUCUGGCGCUCUUCCACAGCGGGCAGUCGGAUCACUGCUCUGAAGGCUCGGUGGGCUGUAAAGCAGCAGUGGUGUUCUUCCAGUACUGCGUCAUGGCUAACUUCUUCUGGCUGCUGGUGGAAGGUCUCUAUCUGCACACCCUGCUCGCCGUCUCCUUCUUCUCCGAGCGGAAGUACUUCUGGGGUUACAUUGUCAUUGGCUGGGGUGCACCCAGCACCUUUAUCAUGGUCUGGACCAUCAUUCGGAUCCACUAUGAGGACCAUGGGUGCUGGGACACCAUUAACUCCUCCCUCUGGUGGAUCAUCAAAGCCCCCAUCCUCACCUCCAUCCUGGUGAACUUCAUCCUGUUUAUCUGUAUCAUCCGGAUCCUGGUUCAGAAACUGCGUCCACCGGACAUUGGAAAGAACGACAGCAGCCCAUAUUCGUGA
Dipodomys ordii (Ord's kangaroo rat) is the source of this 939-nucleotide messenger RNA. RefSeq names its product vasoactive intestinal peptide receptor 1 (gene Vipr1). Gene Ontology annotation, biological process: cell surface receptor signaling pathway; adenylate cyclase-modulating G protein-coupled receptor signaling pathway. Gene Ontology annotation, molecular function: peptide hormone binding; vasoactive intestinal polypeptide receptor activity; G protein-coupled peptide receptor activity. NCBI's taxonomy places the organism in Eukaryota, Metazoa, Chordata, Mammalia, Rodentia, Heteromyidae. Bases 1 to 939 code for a protein of 312 amino acids. The transcript has 10 exons. Gene Ontology annotation, cellular component: plasma membrane. The record is from RefSeq and is a predicted model, not a curated record.